Molecule: messenger RNA, 1230 nt
Organism: Pestalotiopsis fici W106-1
Lineage: Eukaryota; Fungi; Ascomycota; Sordariomycetes; Amphisphaeriales; Sporocadaceae
Exons: 2
Coding region: 1-1230 (409 amino acids)
Biological process (GO): NADP+ catabolic process; NAD+ catabolic process
Cellular component (GO): cytosol
Molecular function (GO): metal ion binding; NADH pyrophosphatase activity
Source: RefSeq, a predicted model, not a curated record
AUGGCAACGGCGAUUCCUGAUCUCCCGAUCCUGGCCACAGACGAUUCGAUGCUCUCUCGAAAGUUUGGCCGGGAAGUUGCAAAUUACUUUUCGGGAAACCCUUUGAACAGGCUCUCAUUUCUAAGAGCAGAUCAUGCAUUCUUGUCGUCGGCAUUUACGCAUCCUUCAACGUCCUUCCUGCUUUUGGAGAACUCCUCUCCCUCAGUCAAAAACCCCUCCAGCCUAGCAUAUCUUGCGAAAUCUGACAUCGAGCCUUUGACUGGGGCUGACUUCUUUGAAAAGACCGAGGAGGAAUGGGUCAAGAACUUCAAUUCCAGCAUUGCCCGACCCGUGGUCCUGUUUCUUGGCCUUGACGAGAAGCAGAAGUCGGGCUUCGAGUACAAGGAGUACAAGGGAACGCCGUAUUUUGCCAUAGACGUCACUCCCAAGGGCGCUUUGGCUGACAAAGCCAAGAGUGUUGUGGAGGCAGUCAAGGCAAAGGGAAUCACCUUCUUGCCGGGAGCUCGGCCCUUGCUGACACUGAACGCUCCUGAAGCCGCUAUUUAUGCUCAAGCACGUUCUCUCCUGGACUGGAACGCUCGCAACCCCUUUUGUGCUGGAUGUGGCUCAAAGACCUUGUCUGUAAAUGGUGGAAUGAAGCGAGUCUGCACACCGACUGACCUGGCUGGUGUUCCUGAAGGUGGCGCUCCCAAGGAACGAGAGGAUUGCCCCACACGACAUGGUGUCUCGAACCUCUGUUUCCCGCGGACAGAUCCCACCAUGAUUGUGGCUGUAGUAUCCGCCGAUGGCACCAAAAUGCUCCUCGGUCGACAGAAGAGAUACCCGCCGUAUUGGUACUCUACACUGGCAGGUUUCCUCGAGCCCGCCGAGUCAAUCGAGGAAGCAGUGCGCCGCGAGGUUUGGGAGGAGAGCGGUGUUACUGUAGGUCGAGUUGUUAUUCACAGCUCCCAGCCUUGGCCAUAUCCGGCAAACCUGAUGAUUGGUGCCAUUGCGCAAGCCACUCCAGACGGCGAGACCAUCGACUUGGGCAACGAUCCGGAACUAGAGGCGGCAAAAUGGUUCCCACUCGAAGAAGUCAAGACGGCGCUUCUCCAGGGAGUGAGCGGCUUGGGCGAACCAGCACCAGCAGGCUACAAGGAGGGAGCUCUCCGAUUGCCUCCUCAGACAGCAAUUGCAAACAGACUGAUGGAUGCUGUCAUUGGAGGAUUUUUGACUGCUGCCAAGAUCUAA